UGCAACAGCAGAAUGAAAAUCGAAUAGAUAUUGAUUUCUUGCGGCAACGUUGAUAAGAUUCGGUAACCUGGGUUUUAAAUAUUACCUUACAUUAUAAAUUCGCACAAGUCGUAAAAUUCAAGAAUCUUUGAAACCGCUGAAAUUUGUUAAGUUGAUUAUUUAUUUUUAAUUCUUCGCGAUUACGAAUAUUCUGAAAUUUUAUUUUCAACAACUAUGAGUAGUCCUUUAAUUGCCUGAAAUUUGAUUGGGAUUAAUUAUUUGGUUAAAACUUCCGUCUUAUUGCAAUCAUGGGUUCCAUAUUUCGUAGUGAAGAAAUGACACUAUGCCAGUUGUUUCUGCAAUCAGAAGCAGCUUAUGCAUGUGUUUCUGAACUUGGUGAGCUUGGUUUAGUGCAGUUUCGAGAUCUUAAUCCUGAUGUUAAUGCUUUUCAAAGAAAAUUUGUUAAUGAAGUUAGAAGAUGCGAUGAAAUGGAAAGAAAACUAAGAUUUCUUGAAAAAGAAAUAAAGAAAGAUGGAAUUGCAAUGAUGACCUUUGGUGAUAAUCCAGAAGCUCCUCAGCCAAGAGAAAUGAUUGAUCUUGAAGCUACUUUUGAAAAACUGGAAAAUGAACUUCGAGAAGUUAAUACUAAUGCUGAAGCUCUUAAGAAAACAUACUUAGAAUUAACAGAACUAAAGCAUAUAUUAAGAAAAACUCAACAAUUUUUUGAUGAGGCAGAAUUUCAUGCUGUGCAGAUGCACGAUCCAAGUAUGCAAGAAGAAAAUGUUACUCUGCUGGGAGAAGAAGGGCUGCGAUCUGGUGGACAAGCUUUGAAACUUGGAUUUGUUGCUGGUGUAAUUUUAAGAGAGCGUUUGCCAGCAUUUGAGAGAAUGCUAUGGAGAGUUUGCCAUGGUAAUGUUUUUCUGCGUCAAGCUGAUAUUGAUACUCCUUUAGAAGAUCCCAUUACUGGUGACCAAGUAUACAAAUCUGUUUUCAUAAUAUUUUUUCAAGGUGAUCAAUUAAAGACAAGAGUUAAAAAGAUAUGUGAAGGCUUCCGAGCUACAUUAUAUCCUUGCCCUGAAACACCUGCUGAUAGAAGAGAAAUGUCGAUUGGAGUAAUGACUAGAAUAGAAGACUUAAAUACUGUUCUUGGACAAACCCAGGAUCAUCGUUAUAGAGUUCUUGUAGCUGCUGCCAAAAACAUCAAAAGUUGGUUUGUCAAAGUGCGAAAGAUCAAAGCUAUUUAUCAUACAUUAAAUUUAUUUAACCUAGAUGUUACACAAAAAUGUCUUAUAGCAGAAUGCUGGUGUGCAUGUUCAGAUUUGGAUAAGAUACAAAUGGCACUUUGCCGUGGAACGGAACUCUGUGGUGGAAGUGUUCCAUCUAUUCUGCACAAAAUGCAAACCAAUGAAGUUCCUCCUACUUUUAAUCGUACAAAUAAAUUCAGCCAAGGAUUUCAGAACAUUGUUGAUGCGUAUGGUGUUGCCAGUUAUCGAGAAGUUAAUCCAGCUCUUUUCACUAUUAUAACUUUCCCAUUUUUGUUUGCGGUGAUGUUUGGUGAUGCUGGACAUGGAUUAUUGAUGACUUUAUUUGCUUUAUGGAUGGUCUUAAAAGAGAAAGGUCUUGCAUCUGAAAAAUCAAAUAAUGAGAUCUGGUUGACUUUUUUCAAUGGAAGAUACAUAAUUUUGCUUAUGGGAAUUUUUUCUGUUUAUACUGGAAUUAUUUAUAAUGAUAUAUUUUCUAAAUCAUUGAAUCUAUUUGGCUCAUCAUGGUAUCCGACAGAAAACUUAAAUUAUAAGAAUUUGCCAAAGCUGUAUCAGUUGGAUCCUAACAGUACUGAUUACAUGGGAAAACCUUAUCCAUUUGGAGUAGAUCCUGUUUGGCAAAUAUCUACAAAUAAAAUCCUCUUUUUGAAUUCAUACAAAAUGAAAUCUUCUGUAAUUCUUGGUGUUUCUCAAAUGGCAUUUGGAGUUGUUUUAGGCUUGUGGAAUCAUCGAUAUUUCAAGAGACCACUGAAUGUUAUAUGUGAAUUUGUGCCACAGUUGAUUUUUCUUAUUUCCAUAUUUGGUUAUUUAGUUCUUCUGAUAUUUUCAAAAUGGUCAAAUUAUAAAGCCAAAGAUGCCAGUUGUGCCCCUAGUCUCUUGAUCAUGUUGAUAAAUAUGUUCCUGUUUAACUAUCCAACUGAACCUUGCUAUUUAAAAAAUAUGUAUGCUGGACAGCCUGUUAUUCAAGGAAUGCUUGUGGUUAUUGCUCUCUUAUGUAUUCCCUGGAUGUUAUUUGCCAAACCUUACAUGAGAUAUAAGCAGUGGGUGAAAAGGCCAACCUUAAUGAAUGAUGCUCAAGCUAUAACUGAGGAUGGAAAGGUAGCUGGUGAUGGAGUAAUACAAGAAGGUCAACUACCACCACAAACUGAACAAGAAGUAUUAGACAUGCCUGAUAUAUUUAUAAAUCAAGCAAUUCAUACCAUAGAAUAUUGUCUUGGAUCUAUAUCUCAUACUGCUUCUUAUCUUCGACUUUGGGCUCUAAGCUUGGCUCAUGCUCAAUUGUCUGAAGUAUUGUGGAAUAUGGUAUUGCGUAUUGGUCUUCGUGAAAGUGGGGGUAUUGUUCUGUAUCUAGUAUUUGCAGCAUGGGCAUUUCUUACUGUUGGUGUAUUAUUGGUUAUGGAAGGAUUAUCUGCUUUCUUGCAUGCUUUACGUCUGCACUGGGUGGAAUUUCAGAGCAAAUUUUACUCUGGGACUGGAUACAUGUUUGUUCCAUUUUCAUUUGACACCAUUCUAGAUGCUGCUGGAACUGAAGACUAAAAUUAAGAACUGAGAUUAUUUAUUAAAAAUGUAAUCAUUGUUGCAUUUUCCUAAAUUUGUGUAUGUGUUGAUGCUUAGUUAGAGAUUGAAAUGUACAAUUUACGAAUUUUAUUUUUUUGAUCGAGCUUAUAUUUUCAGUACUGUUUAGAAGGUUUUGUCUGAAAAAUUGAUUGUUCAAAUAGCUCUCAAAAUGGAAUCUAAUUUUAUUAUUUUUUUAGUAAAAUAGCAUAUUUCCAAAUUUAAUAUACUAUUGUUUCUAUUUUCAUUUUGGAGAAGAUGAUAUGAUCAUCCUCCUUUGCUUUUUUAUUCAAUGUUUUCUUUUCAGUGCUACCAUGACGUGUUCAUUAAAAGUCCUCUGUGUUUUCUUUUCUUAAGCUGUGUACAUUUCUUCUAAACUUUCAUUUUAGUGUUAGUUUUUAAAAUCAAUCAAUAUGCUUUGUGGAUCUGAAUAAAGUAAGCAUUUGUGUGGUCACACAAUUCUUUUUAACUUUUGUCAGGGAUUUCAAAUAAAAAGAUAUACUUCUUAAGAUCUUUAAAGGAAGUACAAUGAAAAGUAUAUAUUUUCAAACUGAAACUCAUUAUUCAAUGUUAAGAAUUUCUUUAAUUUUUAAAAUUCUUUUAGAAGAAAAUAUACGAAUUUCUAUGCAGGUGUUAAGCAAGAUUUAUAUCUAAUAAUUUAAUUAGUGAAUAGGGGAGCAAAUAUUUAUUCCUAAAAUAAUGCUUAAUUUAUGGUAAUUAUGAUUUUUUAGAUGCAAAUACUUUAAUCUGAGUCUUGUUAAAUGUAUUACAAUGCUUAGAUGUAAUUCAAAGUUAAUUGUAAAAAAAUCUAAUAGUUAGUAACUAUUGGAAAACUUAUUUGAUGAGUUAUAAAUGAUAUAUUACAAACUUUAGAGUGUAUAAUUAAUGUUAUGCACAUGAUUAUUUUUUGUCAACAUUUGAUUAAAUCAUUAUUUAGAGUGAUAAAUAUUUAAUUUUUUUUUCAUGAUUUCUAGUAUAUCUGUUAUUUAUUAAUUUAACUAGACAGUUAUUUGGUAUGAAUUGCAAAUUAGAUUUUUCAGAAAUAAUUUAAGGAGAGAGAAAAUGUUGGAUUACAAAUAUUAAUACGUAAUAUAUGCUGUGUUAUUUGCUGAAAUUGUGUAAAUACUCAUUUUAUGUGUUUGUAAUAUUUUAUUUAUAUUGCUUGUAUGUUCCAACUGU
Argiope bruennichi is the source of this 3974-nucleotide messenger RNA. RefSeq names its product V-type proton ATPase 116 kDa subunit a 1-like (gene Vha100-1). The coding region runs from base 288 to 2777 and encodes 829 amino acids. NCBI's taxonomy places the organism in Eukaryota, Metazoa, Arthropoda, Arachnida, Araneae, Araneidae. Gene Ontology annotation, cellular component: vacuolar proton-transporting V-type ATPase complex; vacuolar proton-transporting V-type ATPase, V0 domain; plasma membrane. The transcript has 19 exons. The record is from RefSeq and is a predicted model, not a curated record. Gene Ontology annotation, molecular function: proton-transporting ATPase activity, rotational mechanism; ATPase binding. Gene Ontology annotation, biological process: proton transmembrane transport; vacuolar acidification.